CCUUGUUCUGCUGUCACUGGAGGGCAGCACAGCCCUGCUUUCUGGCCCCCACCAGGCUGCCAUGCAUGGGUAGGUCUCACAGGGCCCGGUAGGCCUCAGGCUGAAGGAUAAGGCCUGGCAGCCAUCUUCUCACCCACAGCCAGGCCCCGCCAUCCUGGCCCUGCUACCCGGCUGCCCUCCCUCCCUGGAAGGGAGCACAAGCAGCAGCCCAGGCCUGAGCCGAUUAGCCUUAUUAAUAGAAAUUAAACCCUGGCUGUGUGCGCUGCCAAGACCUGCGGGCCCCGCAUGUGCCUCCUUCCCCACUGAUGGGGCACAAGGACUAAGAGGCUUGGGAGGAUUAACAUGUGGGCCCCAAAACCCUGGCCCCACAGCCUGCAGGGGAAUGGGCUUCCCCACGUGUGGUUGGGAACCAUGGUGGCAAUUGAAUAGCAGCCAUGCAGGGGGUUUGUUUUGGGGUGGCUGCUGAGGGUGGAAUGGAUGUCCUAGCAGCAAAUCCAGCCAUGAGGAUGGCAAUCCCUCAGCUAUUCCACCUGGUCUUCACUCUCUGCUGGGCAUGCCCCCCUUGGCUUUGCCUUAACCCAGGAGCAUGGAGGAGGCAGCGGGCACUUGGGGAGAUUGUGUAAAACAGCUCCAUCCUGUGUUCUGCCCCUCACUGGAACAUGGAUCUCUGCUAUGUUCUUCCCCUGCACCCGGUCUCCUGCUCAGCCCAUUACAGGCGGUCCUCUUCUUCCUCCUUUGCCCCCUCCCAACCUGCCCAGUUCUGCCGGGAGAGCAGUGAGGAGCCCCGUGGCAGGCCAUGGGAUUACUGUGGGAUUCGGGCCGCGGCACGCAGCCUCCUCCUCCCUAUUGGCUGGAAAAGCCUCUUAAAAGUGGAGAAGUGCGUUCUGCGCUCUCAGCACCUGCCGGUCUUCGUCAACCUGAAGCCAUAAUCAGCCACUGACCCACAUCCACACUGCCUGCAUCCACCCAGAGGAGGCAAGGGGGUCCCCUGUGUGGGGCAUCCCCUCUGCGGGGGGUUUUGCAGAGGGUGGCAUUGGAGCUGGAGGAAAGUAGGCUGAGAGAAGGAUUAGCUCUGCAGUGAGGACGUGGCUGCCCUGAAGAAAGCAGCAGGGCACAAGAGGCUGCUCAAAAGGCACCAGGGUUCUGCCGCUGUCACCCUGUGCCCACCAUGAAGCAAAGAACCUGUGGGGCCAUCUGACCGGGCACACGCACCCAGAGCAACGGAGUACCAGCUGGACUGAUCUGCUUGGUCUCUGGGGUCUUUGGCGCUCAUCGCUUCAUUGCAGAGAAUCUGCAGAUCUCUUGCUGUCUCCCUGUGUCACCCCACCUCCCGGCCUGCCUUUCCCCACCCAGGCUAGACAAUGGGGAGAGCUGACCCAGAGGAAGGGCAGCUCCCAGCUCCUGUGAAGCCCCCAGAUGGCGGCUGGGGCUGGAUCGUGCUCUUUGGCUGCUUUGUGAUCACCGGUUUCUCCUAUGCCUUCCCAAAAGCUGUCAGUGUCUACUUCAAGGAGCUCAUGAAAGAUUUCCAUGUGGGCUACAGUGACACGGCCUGGAUCUCCUCUAUCAUGCUGGCCAUGCUCUAUGGAACAGGACCAGUAUGUAGCAUCAUGGUGAACCAGUUUGGCUGCCGGCCUGUGAUGCUCAUUGGAGGGCUGCUAGCUUCCUCUGGGAUGAUUCUGGCAUCUUUUACCACCAACAUCAUUGAGCUUUAUUUGACAGCUGGUGUGCUGACAGGUCUGGGUAUGGCACUGAACUUCCAGCCCUCACUGAUCAUGCUGGGCACCUACUUUGACAAACGUCGACCUCUUGCCAAUGGACUGGCUGCUGCCGGGAGCCCUGUCUUCCUUUCUUCCCUUUCUCCACUGGGGCAAGUGCUGCUGGAGAAGUUUGGUUGGCGAGGAGGGUUCCUCAUCAUGGGGGGCCUUCUGCUCAACUGCUGCACUUGUGGGGCAGUCAUGAGACCCCUGGAUGCGGGAAUGAAGCGGAAAAUGGAGAAAGCUCGGGACAAAUAUGAAGCCAAGGAGAUGCUGCCCAUGGGAGGCAAGUCAGAGGAAGGCAUCAGCACCACUGAUGGAACCAAGAAAGCCAAGAAAGCCAAAAAGAAGCCUAAGAAAGGAAAGAAGCUGUUGGAUUUUAGCAUCUUUUCCAACCGAGGCUUCAUCAUUUACACUAUCUCAAAGUUCAUCCUGGUCUUGGGUCUCUUCGUGCCCCCCAUCUUGUUGGUCAACUACGCCAAGGACACAGGAGUACCAGACACAGAGGCUGCAUUCUUGCUCUCCAUCAUUGGUUUCAUUGACAUCUUUGCCCGGCCAGCAUGUGGCAUGGUGGCAGGUUUGAAGUGGGUGCGUCCCCACGUGGCAUACCUGUUCAGCUUCGCUAUGCUCUUCAAUGGCUUGACAGACAUCUGCAGUGCCAGGGCAAGCAAUUACACGGGGCUGGUCAUCUUCUGUGUCUUUUUUGGCAUUUCUUACGGCAUGGUAGGGGCUCUGCAGUUCGAGGUGCUCAUGGCCAUCGUUGGCUCCCAGAAGUUCUCCAGUGCCAUCGGGCUGGUCCUACUUAUCGAGGCUUUUGCUGUGCUCAUUGGCCCACCCUCUGCAGGCCGCUUGGUUGAUGCUCUCAAGAACUACGAGGUGAUCUUCUACUUGGCAGGCUCGGAGGUGGCGCUCUCCGCUCUCUUCCUGGCCAUGGCCACCUACUGCUGCCUGAACCGAGGGAAGAAGACGCCUCCCCCAGAGAAAAACCCUUCAGCAGGUGGUGGGAGCGACACUGAAGAAGCCGAUUCUGAUGUGCAGGAAGCCGAGGAGCACAGCAGUGAUAACCACCAGCCAGCACAUGGCACCGACAAGGCCAUGGUGGCAGCCAAUGAGGAGACCAACCACGUGGAGGAUGAGCAGAGUGGGGAGGGAGGCAGGUGUCCUGAGGUGGAUGGGGAGGUGUCGGCACGAGCCGGCUGCAAUGCUGACCAGACAGUGGAGAGGGACAGUUUUUAGCUGGGGAAGAGGAAUGAGGAUGUACAUAACUGGCCUGGUUUGUGUGUAACUCGGUGUGGGAGUGUAGAUGAGAUGUGGACUGGAAAAAAAUAAGACAAAAGCAAAUGUAAAAGAUAAAAGGGCGAAAGUCUAAGAAUAGCUGGUCCUCAUGUACAUAUGUUCACAUACCUGCACAGAGAUAUGUCUACUUGCAUCCUGCACCCAAUGCAGGCUCAGUGCAGCCCAACCACCAGAAUCUUCUCCCCCUACCUCCAAACCAGCCCUGGAAAAUAUAUUUUGAAGAGGCUGCAAAGGACUCCCCAUUUCUUUCUGCAUUGUCACAGUACAGAACACAAUUAGAGACUCUUUGUAAUCAGCUCUGGUAUGCUCUGGUCUGGUGUCAGUGUUUCGUCUAUUCCACUCCCAGAGUCAGGAUAGCACAGCCCUGAAUGGCACAGCUCAUGGAAGGACCAAGGGCAGCUGCUGUACUUGGGCUGGGUUUGCCUUGCCCUUGGGACACACAAACCAGGGGCUAUCAUGGAAGCAGGCAUGCCAAGCAACCUGGAGUAGGUUUAGGAGAUGCUCAUAGCUAUCACUGGGUCAUGUCCUGCUGCUGCCAACAUGGGAGUAAAUUCUGCAUCACCCUCAGUACCCUGCUGAGUGCACCCUCAGGGCACUGCUGAACCAGUGGGAGCAUUGGCUGUGACCACCUCCCUCUGGAGCACCUUCAGUGGGCUGUAAAGCUGGGGCACUGGCACAUGAUGGCUCUUCCAAGCUGCUGCCAAAGUGCAAGAAGGCAGCACCUCGGAAGGGCUAAUGCCCCUAAGUGGGCUGCAGCACAGAGCCUUGCUGCCAGGAAUAGCAGUGCCAGCUGGGGGUGGGAUUCUCAGUGCAGGUAAACACCCCUGUCCCAAGCGAUUAUCCACUCAGCAGGAACGGCACAAGAUGCGCCCGUGUGUUUUCUUUUUAAAUAGAGAAAGGCCUCUUACAUAAAGGAAUCAAAGGUAAGGCAGAAGGACAAGCUGUGGCCCCUUGGGUGCUACCAAUGAGGGUGGUGGGGCACGUGGCCAGCCAGGCGUGACCUCCUCCCCCUGCCCACAGUGGUGGAUUUCUGCAUUCAGAAAGGACAACCUUCCCUGGCAUGCUUAAACCACUCUUAAUCUGCUUUGGGACUGGAUCUUUUAUAAACACCCCUGGCCAAAGCCCUUUCUUCCGGUUAGCCCCGGAGGAACCUCUUACUGCGUGGAGGGAUCAAGACCUAAGCAGAACUGGUCUGCAAGGAAGGCAACCUUCAGACAAGGUGGUUGUUCCAGACAGGACUGACUGUGAAUUGACAAGUAAUGGGUGAAGCCAGUAAAACUCAAAGAGCCGUUUAAACCCAGCUGGGGCAUAGGAACGCGAUGGAAAGAGUUUCUUGGGUAUAUCUAGCACGAAUAAACCAUAAUUGAUGGGCAAACUACAGUUGCUGGAUGAGUGCCAGCUUAAGAACAUGAGUAAUAAGAGUUAUAACAGAAACUGGAAGGCAAACACAAACCCAAAUAGGGCUGUGCUUGGUUCUACCAUGGCUAAUAGCGCUGUCAUUAGUUCUAACUGUGAGCCCGUCACAUCAGUGACUUCAGGUUUUGUUUUUUUCCUCUUCAAGCCCCCUUAGAAACCUCAUAAAUCAGACCAAGCACCACAAGAAAUGCUGCAUGCACAGCCCUGGGAGAACACGCAGCAGCAGCAAGAGCAACUGGAGCCCUGUGGGCAUUCAGCCACUGCUCUGCAAACUUGUUCUUCCCACAAAAGGUAAGAGCACUGUUUCUGCUCUCAGCAAACAAGUUGAAGUUGCUCCACAGCAACCUGUCCCCAAGAUCCUGGUCUUCCUUACCCACCAGUGCCCCCUUCUAGAAGCAGCCCACAGCUUCCCAGAGGUCCGAAAUCCACAGCCUGAAAACAAUCACCCUUGUCAGCAGCAGGCAGGUCCCUAAAACAACGUCUCCUCUGUUUCCCUGUCACCACUUCACAUUUCCCACUAAGCCUCCUCCUCUUAAAUCUUUUCACAGAGGCAAAUAACAGCCCUUGGGCUACAAGGUCUUGCUAUAGACUGUGCUGUGAGAUACCCAGGCCUCUUCCUGCCCACUCUCUUCUCUGUGAUGGCAACCACCACUGUUGGGUACUUGCCAGAGGACCUCAGGGGAUCGUUUCGUGCCAAAAAUCAGUCUCCUGCAGCCUCUGGUUCUGGCUCAGGCUUUAAUACAUCCACUGCUCAAUGCACACUAGCUUGUGCUGUUACCUCUAUGCCACAAAGAAGAUCCUUUACUGCAGCACUUGCUUUUGUUUGGGGUCUUAUUCAAGCAAGGAUAACCAUACUCACCUUAAGGGAUGCUGCUGAGGCAGAAAUGGGUGCCAUACUUCUUCUGUACCACUCUCCAGAAGGCUGCUGCUGUUUGCUUGUAAACAGGUUGCAAAAUAAGGCUGUUGGGCUACACUGUCCUCCUAUUCCACACUGUUGACUUUCAGGCAGGUUCCACCGAAGCCUUUUCUGUUCCUCUGAACUACUCCACAUUCUGGGACAACAGAAAGGAUGAGGGAUUUGAGCAUCAAUUUACUUCUUGUGCAAUCGUUGAGCUGUAUGGCAAAGCUGGUCCUGAGGCAGCAUAACAACAGGCUGGUGUAUCCUUGGAAGCUAAGAUGCAGAGUAGCUUGGUACUGCAUGGAGAAAUGGCCUUGCUACAGCAUCUGUACUGAUCUUCAGGAAACCUGAGCCAUAGCAACCAUAGCAUCCUGGCAUAGAGACAUCUGUGAGUAUAAGUGAGGAAAAGCUGACCGGCAUAAGCAAACACAUCACUAAAGCAAAGCCAGGAACAACAGGAAACAAAACUAUCACACUUUUCUUUAUUACACACAACAGUACACUUAAGAGUCCAUUUCCAUCUUCCAGAGCAGCUUGCCCAUGGAUGACUUCGUUCCACGCACCCACGGGAAUAAUAAGUCUCCAAUAAAAUAAAAUAAAAUGAAAUAAAA
Molecule: messenger RNA, 5975 nt
Organism: Coturnix japonica (Japanese quail)
Lineage: Eukaryota; Metazoa; Chordata; Aves; Galliformes; Phasianidae
Gene: SLC16A8
Product: solute carrier family 16 member 8
Biological process (GO): transmembrane transport; monocarboxylic acid transport
Cellular component (GO): basolateral plasma membrane
Molecular function (GO): monocarboxylic acid transmembrane transporter activity
Source: RefSeq, a predicted model, not a curated record